Molecule: messenger RNA, 1719 nt
Organism: Colletotrichum truncatum
Lineage: Eukaryota; Fungi; Ascomycota; Sordariomycetes; Glomerellales; Glomerellaceae
Biological process (GO): amino acid transmembrane transport
Cellular component (GO): membrane
Molecular function (GO): amino acid transmembrane transporter activity
Source: RefSeq, a predicted model, not a curated record
AUGGCAACUAUGUUAAACCCCAAGGGGCGUUCCCAAAGCGACAGCAAGGGUAAAACGUCACUUGAGGGAUCCAACAGCUCAACCCAUCACAAUGAAACCCAGGUCAUCGCCGCAACUUCUGAAGACACCAACGGCUUACAUCGCAGCCUCAGCAAUCAGCAAGUCCAGCUCAUCGCCAUUGGCGGGUCCAUCGGCACUGCUCUUUUUGUGAGCAUCGGUGGCGCUCUCCAGAAAUCUGGGCCCGGUAGUUUACUCCUCGCCUUUGUUAUUCAAAGUAGUGUUCUCGCACUUUGCAACAACUGCAUGGCCGAAAUGGCUACCUACAUGCCCAUCAGCGGCGGCUUCGUCCGUCUCGCUGGCAAAUGGGUCGACGACGCCUUCGGAUUCAUGGCUGGGUGGAACUUCUUCCUCUAUCAAGUAUUUAUCGUACCAUUCGAAAUCGUCGCGUUGAAUCUGGUGCUGUCGUACUGGAGCGAUCAAAUCCCAGUGCCAGCGGUUUGUUGUGGAUGCAUUGUGCUCUACGCUGGUUUGAACCUGUUUGCCGUUGGUGUGUAUGGCAGCACAGAGUUCUAUCUUUGCAGCGGCAAAGUCCUCCUCCUCACCAUCCUCCUCUGCUUUACCUUCAUCACGAUGGUAGGGGGUAACCCUCAACACGACGCCUACGGCUUUAGAGCGUGGUCAGCCGGUGCUUUUGCCGAAUACUUGAGAGCCGGCCAGAUUGGUCAGUUCGAAGGCUUCCUGGCAGCCUUGUGGUCCGCCUCCUUCACCUGUGUCGGUCCGGAAUACGUCUCCAUGCUGGCGGCCGAGUCCAAGCACCCACGCAUCUACGUUAAACAAGCAUACAUGGUGGUCUAUGGAAGGAUCCUAGUCUUCUUCGUCGGCAGUGCCAUCGCUGUCGGCAUUGUCGUCAGUUACAAAGACCCCAUCCUCACCUCCAUUUACACCGGUUCAGGUGGCCACACCGGCAGCGCCGCGGCGUCUCCCUACAUUAUCGCCAUGGGGAACCUUGGAAUCGGUGUCUUGCCCCACUUCAUGACCGCACUUCUUGCUACUACGAUCUUCUCGGCUGGUAAUACCUGCACGUACACCUCCACCAGGGUUCUAUAUGGUCUGGCACUUGAGGGCAGAGCACCAAAAUUCUUGACCAAGACAACCAAGAAUGGUGCUCCGAUAUACUGCCUUGGUGUUGUUAUGAUCUUCCCCUUUUUCUCCUUCAUGCAACUUUCAAGCUCGUCUGCAAAAGUCUUGGAUUGGCUGAUUUCGCUGACGACUGCAUCUACGGUUAUCGACUUCAUUGUCAUCUGCGUCACUUACAUUUCCUUCCAUCGAGCGUGUAAGGUACAGAACUUUGAUCGUUCCAGGCUUCCCUACUAUGGACGUUUCCAGCCCUACUGCGGAUACAUCGGGUUGGUGUGGAUGGUCAUCGUUGUACUCUGCUACGGCUACACCUCCUUCGACCCAUUCGAUGUGGGCUCCUUCUUUAUUCACUACACAAUGGUCUUCCUGACCCCUGUUUUGUUCUUUUUCUGGAAGUUCUACAAAGGCACAAAGUGGUUGAAGCCUGAGGAGCUGGAUCUCAUUUGGGAGGCCCCUCAGGUUACAGCAUACGAGGAGAUUCUCCAAGAAGUCGACCCUCCAGUUGGUUUCUGGAGAGAUGUUGCCAACUCCUAUGGACUCGCAAGGUUGCUGAGGAGGAAGAAGAGCGCAGACGCCGUUUGA